AUGCCUGUCCACAGCAGCAAGCAAUGGGUGGCAGAGUUCUUUGGAGUGCUUGCAUAUAAAAAGAAGGAGGGCAGUGAGCCAAUAAUCAUGAUGCUUUGGCUGAAAUACUUUACAAUCUUGGUCCUCUUGAUACUGUCAGCAGUGGUUGCGUUGGAGGAGGAGAUGAAAGACUGUCGGGAAGCAAACAGUGGUCAACUGAUUCCACAUGAGAGCAAUUGCCAGUACUUCUAUCGAUGCUCGAAGAAUCAGUGGGAGGAGAUGAGCUGCCCGCCAUUAACAGUAUUCAAUCCAGACUUAUUGCGUUGCGACCAUCCGGCAAAUGUGCCGCAAUGUGCGAAACGUAGUUAAGCACAGAAUCAGAUAGCGUACUUCUUGAUGUUAGAGUCAUGCUAACCACUGAUACAGACUUUAAUUCCUGUGCUCGAAGUCGAUGGGAACUGUGACACUUUGUGAUUAUUGCCUGUCAUCUGUAAUAAUAAUUGUUUACUUUCAAUAAUGCU
Molecule: messenger RNA, 500 nt
Organism: Cylicocyclus nassatus
Lineage: Eukaryota; Metazoa; Nematoda; Chromadorea; Rhabditida; Strongylidae
Source: the annotation of a GenBank genome assembly